CUGGGAGGGGAUUUCCUCAGGCUCCCUCCCCCAAGGCAGGGUGGCUGGGAACCUGCCAGACAAAUUUAGUUCGAGGAGGGGCCAAGGAUCACCCAGAAACAGGGCAAGAACUUCAGGGCAGCAGAGGCACCCCCUCGGCCAGGGACGUAACACAGAAAGCAGCCUGCCCUGCCUGGGACCCUCCCGCGGGAAGGAGGACAAUGGCUGCUACUCAUGGUUUGGAGAUGAAGGUUGAGAAUGUGGGUAGAGACAUGGAAGAAGCGCUGGAGGAAGAAGAGAAAAUGAGAGAGGAUGGGGAAGGUGAAGACCCCUUCAAGAAUAAAAAGGUCCACAAGAUUGUCUCAAAAUGGAUGCUUCCUGAAAAUGCCCGAAGAACAUACUUGGAGAGAGCCAACUGCCUCCCACCCCCAGUGUUCAUCAUCUCCAUCAGUCUUGCUGAGCUGGCAGUGUUUAUUUACUAUGCUGUGUGGAAGCCGUAUAAGCAGUGGAUCACCUUGGACACAGGCAUCUUGGAGAGUCCGCUUAUCUACAAUCCUAUGAAGAGGGAAGAAGCCUGGAGGUUUAUCUCAUACAUGCUGGUGCAUGCUGGAAUUCAGCACAUCUUGGGGAAUCUUAUUAUGCAGCUCAUUUUGGGUAUUCCCUUGGAAAUGGUCCACAAAGGCCUCCGAGUGGGGCUGGUGUAUCUGGCAGGAGUGAUCGCAGGAUCCCUGGCCAGCUCCAUCUUUGACCCACUCAGAUAUCUUGUGGGUGCUUCAGGAGGCGUCUAUGCUCUGAUGGGAGGCUAUUUUAUGAAUGUUCUGGUGAAUUUUCGAGAAAUGAUUCCUGUCUUCGGAAUUGUCAGACUACUGAUCAUCAUCCUUAUAAUUGCAUCGGACAUGGGAUUUGCUCUGUACCGAAGGUUCUUUGUCCCGACAAAUGGGUCAAUGGUGUCUUUUGCAGCUCACAUUGCAGGUGCAUUUGCUGGAAUGUCCAUAGGGUACACUGUGUUUAGCUGCUUUGACAAGACACUGCUGAAAGAUCCACGGUUUUGGGUAGCAAUUGCAGCUUAUUUAGCUUGUGUCUUAUUUGCUGUGUUUUUCAACAUCUUCCUAUCCCCAGCAAACUGAUCUGCCCCUAACAGAAACCAAUUAAUAAAAAGAGCCAUCUGGGAAAACUGGAGAACUCUUAAGAAGAAACGGAGAAGUCCCAGCAAAUGCCAACAAUUUUAAAAGAAGGCAGAACACCACUGAAAUCAUCAGUUACAAAGACUUCUAACAAAAGGACUUAGGUUUUAAGGAAGGAGCUCCUGAAUGCAAGGGGAGGAAAGAGGAAGAGAGAAAUGGAAGUACAAACCAGAAACUGGGUCUCUCCCAGGCAUAUGGUAUGCACGCAUGCAUCCUCUAAGAGACUUGUUCUUGGAGGUUGUAUCGUAGAGGUGGCUUGAUAGAGUCCAUGAGUACUGCACUAUGCUGAUAAUAAACCUUUUCAUACUUGUGUCGGACUACUGAAAAUCACUUUUGAUCACUGUUCCAGCAGACAGAUCACUGAGGUGUUUUAUACACAUCAUUGCUAAUCUUUUUUUAUUGUUUAUUUUUUUAAAUCUUCACAUGAGGAUAUGCUUUUUGAUUUUUAGAGGUGGGGUGGGGGAGAGAGAAAGAGAGAAGUAUUGAUUGGUUGCCUCUUAUAUGCACUGUGACUGGGCAUCAGACCUGCAACCUAAGUAUGUGCCCUGACUGGGGAUCAAACCAGAAGCUCUUUGGUGUAUGGAACAAACCCCCAACCAACUGAACCACCUGGCCACAGCUACUGCUCAUCUUUUUAAGAACCCAGAAAGGUGGCUAUUCUCUGCAUCUGAGAGAGGAGGACAUAGAAACUUUUUUCUUUUAAGAUUUUAUUUAUUUUUAGAAAGAGGGGAAGGGAGGGAUAAAGAGGGAGAGAAAGAGUGAUCAGUUGUCUCUUGCACGCUCCCAGCCAGGGACCUGCCCAGGAAUCAAACCAGCAAUCUUUUGGUUUGUGGGACAAUGCUCAACCCACUGAGCCAUACCAAUCAGGGCAAUGACAUGGAAAUUCUUUAAAAAAUCAAGGAAGUUGCCUAUGAGGGGGCACAAUUUAAGACGGGUAAAAGACUUGAAAGCCCGUACUGUCCUCCCCUACUGGUCUGACAAUGUUGUGUCCCCCAAAUACUGAAAGUUAAGAGUAUUGUGGGAAUAUAGGAAUAAACAUUUCUCUGGGUGCACCAGGGAUAGUGGAAAUUUACAGGAGAAGACAGAACUCUCUGGACUGGUAGUUAAAACUGGAAAUAAGAAGCAUAAUUGGUAGGUACAAAAUAGACAGGGGGAGGUUGAGAAUAGUGUAAGAAAUGGAGAAGUCAGAGAACUUAUAUGUAUGACCCAUGGACAUGAACUAAGUGGGGGGUAAUGCUGGAGGGAGGCAGGGUACAGGGCAGAGGGAGAUAAAGGGGAGAAAAAAGUGGGGCAACUGUGAUAGCAUAAUCAAUAAAAUAAACUUAGGAAAAGAUUCUAAUAGCUUGUCUAGCAUCCCAAGGCACCUGCAACUGGCUUUCUGGGGCGCACUGUGCACCCGUAAGAUUCUCAUCCUUCACACGGCUACUGGUUCUCCUAGGAGUGGUUAGAAUUUAUGUACAGAAGGUAAAAAUGUAUCUGAAAGCUGAGAUGCCUGUGUCUUUUUCCUGUAGAGAACCCAGACUGUUGGCCAUUCUUUUUCCAAAACAGUAGUUUUAGUUUAUCUGAACACAGGAAAUACAAUCUUUCUUCUCUUAUCAACAUGUUUUAUUUAUAAACACCCAUGUAAACAUGUUGCUGUCUUCUGAAAGGAGCACCUACACUUACCACAGUGAGAAAAGUGUUCUAGUAUUUUGAAAAAAGCUGGUCUGGAAUUUAAAUUUUUUUAAAAUUUGAGUAUGAGAAUAUGAGUAUGUCCUUGGUUAAACAAAGAUUUGAACAAUAACUUAAAAAGGUAGCCCUCCUUUAUUCUCUCCCUCCCAAAAUGCUUUGUCCCUGGUGACGACCACUGUUAACAGUUGGGGGUGGAUUCUACACCUUUUUCUAUUCAGGAGGGGCGGAAAGGGAAAUGUAUUUUGGUUGAUGGCUGUCUCUACUCCACUGCACUGGAUUGCACUGACUCUGCUUUAUACCCCAAGGGGCCAAAUGCAGAGAACAAGUUGAAGAUGGCCCUGGUAUCACUUCUAAACAUGAUGUGCUUUCAGAUUUACCUGACCUAAGAAAGAUUUGGGUUAAUUAUCUCUUUGUUUUAGCUAGUUAAAUAUACAUGUGAAAUGUAGGUUUUAGUAGCA
Molecule: messenger RNA, 3292 nt
Organism: Artibeus jamaicensis (Jamaican fruit-eating bat)
Lineage: Eukaryota; Metazoa; Chordata; Mammalia; Chiroptera; Phyllostomidae
Gene: RHBDL2
Product: rhomboid like 2
Exons: 8
Coding region: 201-1106 (301 amino acids)
Cellular component (GO): membrane
Molecular function (GO): serine-type endopeptidase activity
Source: RefSeq, a predicted model, not a curated record